This is a messenger RNA of Suncus etruscus (white-toothed pygmy shrew), 960 nucleotides long. RefSeq names its product olfactory receptor 8K3-like. Gene Ontology annotation, molecular function: odorant binding; olfactory receptor activity; G protein-coupled receptor activity. Gene Ontology annotation, biological process: G protein-coupled receptor signaling pathway; sensory perception of smell. Bases 4 to 960 code for a protein of 318 amino acids. The transcript has a single exon. The record is from RefSeq and is a predicted model, not a curated record. NCBI's taxonomy places the organism in Eukaryota, Metazoa, Chordata, Mammalia, Eulipotyphla, Soricidae. Gene Ontology annotation, cellular component: membrane.
CUGAUGAAGAAGUACAACUUAACAAUGUUGGGUGAAUUUAUUCUCAUGGGACUCACAGAUCUCCCAGAACUACAAGCUCCAUUAUUUGCACUCUUCCUCAUGGUUUACAUGAUCUCUCUGGUUGGUAAUCUGGGACUGAUCAUCCUUACCAAGAUAGACACUAAACUGCAAACACCUAUGUACUUUUUCCUCAGACACUUGUCAUUCACUGAUAUUGGUUAUUCAACAGCUAUCGGUCCCAGAAUGCUAGUAAAUUUUGCAAUAAAUGACCAUGCAAUUUCCUAUAAUUGGUGUGCCACUCAACUCACUUUCUUCAGUGUGUUCAUCACCACCGAGGUUUUCAUUCUGACAGCAAUGGCCUAUGACCGUUAUGUGGCCAUCUGCAACCCAUUGCUGUACACAAUCGUCAUGUCCCAAGGAUUUUGUCAGCUGUUGGUCACAAUACCCUAUCUCUAUAGUCUAUUUUUGUCUUUGCUAAUCAUCAUAAAAAUUUUUACUUCAUCGUUUUGUGGCUACAAUGUCAUCAAGCAUUUCUACUGUGAUACUCUGCCUUUGCUGUCUCUAAUCUGCUCAGAUACUUCUGAAAUCAAAUGGAUCAUUUUGAUCUUUUCAGUUGUUAACUUGGUGUCUUCACUUCUGAUUAUACUUGUGUCCUACAUUCUCAUCCUGAUAGCUAUUCUCAGGAUGAACUCUGCAGAUGGUAGGCAUAAGACCUUUUCCACAUGUGGCUCUCAUCUGACAGUGAUUGUCAUAUUCUAUGGUACUCUAUUCUUCAUGUAUGUGCAUCCCAAAUCCAACCAAUCCUUUGAUACUGAUAAGAUGGUCUCCGUAUUUUACACAUUGGUAAUACCCAUGUUGAAUCCUAUAAUUUACAGUUUAAGAAACAAGGAGGUGAAAAAUGCCAUACCUAGAUCUUGGAAAAAGUGUAUAAAUAUUCUUCUUAAAAUGCAUCACUGUUAA